This is a messenger RNA of Vicia villosa (hairy vetch), 891 nucleotides long. RefSeq lists its product as uncharacterized. The transcript is spliced from 5 exons. NCBI's taxonomy places the organism in Eukaryota, Viridiplantae, Streptophyta, Magnoliopsida, Fabales, Fabaceae. Bases 138 to 788 code for a protein of 216 amino acids. The record is from RefSeq and is a predicted model, not a curated record.
AAGUGUAACCAAAUCCCACACGUAACUCACAAAGUAAAAUUGAAUAAUCAAUAUAAAUAAACUAGGAAAAUACCUUUGACAAGUUCAUAUCAUAUUUUUCUAAUUCCAGAAAUUGAAAGCUUGAAACUUUACAAAAUAUGUCAACAAAAAGCUCAUGGAUGACUCUGAAAUUCAGAGGUGUUGUUGAUGUGAUUCGCGCUAGCAGAUUCCAACUAAGCCAUGGUGGUGGAUUCAAAAGAAACACUCCAAUUGUGACAGUAUCUAAGGUUGGAAAUAGUUAUUGGAUGCAACCUGGUAUACAAUUCUUCAGCACCAAAAGAAACACAAGCACUCACGCAAAUAGAUUAAAGAAUGAUGAGGCUCAACCUGAAGCUCCGGAUUCUAAAAUUUUCGCCUUUACUUCAUGGGUUAAAUGGGUUUUGUGUUCUUUACUUUCUUUCAUGCUACCUUUCUGGAGACAAAAUUGGGCAAAACUACAAAGAAUAGAAGAAGAGGCAGAGUUUGUGAUUGAAGAGGCUGAAAAAGUUGCAGAAGUAAUAGAAAAAGUGGCUGAAGAAGCAGAGAAGGUAAGUGAAAACAUAGCAGAAAAGCUUCCAGAGGAUGCAAAGUUAAAGAAAGCAGCAUUGGUUGUUGAAAAUGUAUCAAAACAAGUUGCCCAUGAUGCACAGAUAACAGAACAGUUCAUACACAAGAUUGAAGAAGUUGCUGAUGACAUUGAAGAUUUAGAAUCAUUUGUGGAACGAGUAAUUGACAAGAUCGUAAAGAAAAAAGAUACUGGAAAGAACUGAUUCCUGUUAAAUUAUAUAAUAUAUUAUAUGUACAGAAUUAAUUUAAUUCAAUUGAUAUGUAACGAAUUUCACAAUGGUAUGAAAGUGUUGAAUACAUUUCAAA